Molecule: messenger RNA, 9758 nt
Organism: Ruditapes philippinarum (Manila clam)
Lineage: Eukaryota; Metazoa; Mollusca; Bivalvia; Venerida; Veneridae
Product: sushi, von Willebrand factor type A, EGF and pentraxin domain-containing protein 1-like
Exons: 44
Coding region: 59-7612 (2517 amino acids)
Molecular function (GO): protein binding
Source: RefSeq, a predicted model, not a curated record
AAUUGGUAACGUUUAACAAUAGUUUCAUCAGUUGAAGUUUUAAACAAAUAAGGAAACAAUGGGGAUUCGUGUAUUUAUCAUUUGCUUUGUGAAUUUGGUUUAUCUCCUUAGUUUUAACAGAGUGCUAGGUCAAUACAUUCCAAAAGAGGAACUACGAAACAAGACCACUUGUGACUUAAAAAUUAAUUUGGAUAUAACCUGUGGCAGUGAUGGUGUUAUUGUCAUACAAUCGUUCUAUUUUUACUAUCAUCCGACUUGUGAAGCAACAUGCUGUGACUUCGAUAGUGCUCAUUACAAAAUAGGGGCAGACAGCGAUGACAUCACAACUGUAAGGCGUUUGUGCUCCGGAAGGACUGAUUGCAGUCUCGAACCGCUUGAAGGUAUUCGAGAUUUUGGCGUAGAAGCAAAACCUCAGGAGCCGUCAUACGUUGUCAUUUAUCACUAUUGUGUACCUGAGUCGAGAAUAACAAGCUGCUCAGGAACCAGCCUUGUAUCUGCGGGAGAACCGAUAUAUCUCACAAGCAACGAUUACCCACGUGUGGCGACAGAGGACAGCUCGUGCACUUGUUCAGUAGAAGUUUUCUCGUGCACGUCACGCGUUAACAGUUAUAUUAUCGACGCUGACAUGUAUUUAGAUCAAGUCAAUUGUGAACAGAAUAUUGACUUUCUUGAUGGGAGAAGCACAUCUUUGGACAAAAUUGAUUGUAGAAGUUACUCUGUUAACGAAAUAGUUACGAAAAGUUUUGCAACAAAUUAUAUAAAGAUUGAUUUUAAUGAUAACUCUGAUCAGAAUCAAGAAGGGUUCUUCUUUCUCGGAUUUGGAGUGACUGAAGAAACUGCUUUUAAACUAAGCUGUUCAUUUGAGGAGCAGACAGUAUGUAUGGAUUGCGGCACACCAAACAACAUUCAUCAUGGGACUAUUUCGCUUGUCGAAGAUGGAAACAGCGGUUAUGGCGCGUUAGCCAAUGUCGUCUGCGACAAAGGUUAUGAGUCCGCAGAUAAAACAGUAAGCUGUUUAGAUACGGGUUUGUGGAAUACAACCGAAUGCAACCUUAAAGACUGCGGAUCACCCUUCAACAUAUCCAAUGGUAUAAUCACGCUUGUCACCGAUGGAAACACUACUUAUGGCGCAAAAGCAAAUGUUAUAUGCGACGAAGGAUUUCAAGUGAAAGGAAAUUGCAGUAGUAAUGAAUUUCAAUGUGGCGACGGUUCAUGUCUCCCAAACAGUAAGAGAUGCGACAGCUUUCCUGAUUGUCCUGACGAACUUGAUGAAUUACUAUGUUCGGAUCAAACAAAUUGUGCCGAAGGUCAGAAAUUAUGUGGCAAGUCAUGUGUAGACUCAAACUACACUUGUACAGAUAGUGGAACUGAUGAGGAAGAAACAGAAUUUAGUAAUGGUAUUAUUAGUUGCUUAGUGAUAGGAAGAUGGGAGAUUGUCCAGUGUGUACCAAAAGACUGUGGUACGCCGGCAGGUCUUCAGUAUGGUUCCUUUUCCCUGAUAGAACCAGGAAAGACUAUUUAUAGAUCUAUGGCUCACGUCACGUGUGAUAACGGUUUUAUAGCAUCAGUCGAUCAAAUUUCAUGCCUGGCAAAUGGAUCAUGGGCGUUUGUUAGUUGCUUUGUUGAUUGUGGAGCUCCAUAUACGAUUAAAAAUGGUACCAUCAAUUUAGAACGUUCUGGUUUCACAACGCUGCAAUCUACCGCUAACGUGUCAUGUGACACUGGAUUUGAUAGGUCUACGGACUCGAUAAGUUGCCUGGCAAAUGGUACUUGGGAACAAGCGUCCUGCAUCAUCAAGGAUUGUGGCGAGCUGGCAUCAAUUGAUAAUGGAUCAUUAACUCUGACAAUCCCUGAAAAGACAACUUACCAAUCAAAGGCAAAUGUUACGUGCAGCGACGGAUUCGACGAGUCUCUUGAGUUUAUACAAUGCAAAGCGGAUGGAACAUGGCAAGAUGCUUCUUGUAUUAUAAAAGACUGCGGAGCACUUCCGGAAAUAAACAAUGGAACGCUUACAGCGGAAGAAACAGGACAAAGCACUUAUCUGUCUAAAGCAACAGUAACAUGUGACACUGGAUUUGACAGUUCAAACGAUUCAAUUGUGUGCCAGGCAAGUGGUGUCUGGGAAGAUGUAUCGUGUAUAAUAAAAGACUGUGGAGCGCUUAAAACAAUUAAAAACGGAACUUUAGACGAGGACUCACCUGGUCAAACAAAAUAUCUUUCAACAGCAACAGUGUCAUGUGAUACGGGCUUUGAUAGCUCAAACAAUUCUAUAUCAUGUCAAUCGAAUGGCGAAUGGCAAAAUGCGUCUUGCAUAAUAAAAGACUGUGGCGACCCUGGCCGUGUCAACAAUGGGAAUAUAUCUUUGACGAGGGCCGGCAAAACAAUAUACCUGUCCGAAGCAAGUGUCACGUGUGAUCCUGGAUACACUGAGUCAACUGACGUUAUAUCCUGUCAGGCGGAUGGAAAAUGGCAAGACGCCACCUGUAAAAUUAAAGAUUGUGGCAUACCAAAUCAAAUCCAAAAUGGUAAAAUCGAAGCAGACUCAGAACAAACAACAUAUUUGUCUUCUGCAACAGUUAGUUGUGACACUGGCUUCGACAGCACAACAGACUCAGUAAUAUGUCAAACGGAUGGUUCAUGGCAAGACGCAUCAUGUGUUAUAAAGGAUUGUGGGGAUGUACAAACAAUUAAUAACGGAAGCAUUACUUUAGAUCAGCCUGGCGCAACAAAAUACCUUGCUACUGCAACAGUAGCAUGUGACCCUGGAUUUAACAAGACAAUAGCGUCGAUAAAAUGCCAAGCGAAUGGCAAAUGGAUGGACGCCUUUUGUGUCAUUGAAGAUUGUGGAGAGCCUAAUCAAAUAGAUAAUGGUGAAAUAAUUGCGGACAUGGACAAAACAUCAUAUCUUUAUACUGCAAAUGUUUCCUGUAACAUUGGUUUUGACAAGUCUGCUGAAUUUAUUUCUUGUCAACAAAAUGGUGAAUGGCAGAAUGCUUCUUGUACCAUUAAAGACUGUGGAACACUUAAAACAAUUUCAAACGGAAAGUUGACGGAGGAUACACCUGGUAUAACAACAUAUCAAUCCACUGCAACAGUGUCGUGUGAGACUGGCUUUGAUAACUCCACCGAUUCUAUAUCAUGUCUAGCGAACGGCGAAUGGCAGGAUGCCUCAUGUAUUAUUAAAAAUUGCGGUGACCUUUCGGAAAUUAACAAUGGCUCUUUAACUUUAACGGACAGCAAUAAAUCUACAUAUCUCUCUAAUGCGACAGUUGAUUGUGAUCCUGGAUUUAGAGAAUCAAUUAAAGUCAUAUCAUGUCAGGAUAAUGGACAGUGGCAAGACGCAUCUUGUAUUAUCAGAGACUGUGGCGCUCCGGGACAAAUUCAGAACGGUUCAAUAGUAGCGAAUUCAGGGCAAACAACGUAUUUGUCCUCUGCAGCAGUUAGUUGUAACAUUGGCUUCGACAGCACAACAGACUCGGUAAUAUGUCAAGCGAAUGGUUCAUGGCAAGACGCAUCCUGCAUAAUAAAAAAUUGCGGAGAAGUGAAAGUAAUAAACAACGGAACAAUUCUUUUAGAUACCCCUGGUGUAACGACGUACGAUGCUUCUGCCUCAGUAUCAUGCGAUCCUGGCUUCGAAGCUAGUUUAGAAUCAAUUAAAUGCCAGUCAAAUGGUGAAUGGCAGGAUACCAUUUGUACUCUCAAAGAUUGCGGAGAACCAAAUGCAAUAGAUAAUGGUACUAUAACUGUAGUGGACAAAACAACCUAUCAAUCUACUGCAUCCGUUACAUGUGACCCUGGCUUUGACAGAUCUGUGGAAUCUAUUUCAUGCCAACAAGAUAGAAAAUGGGAAUAUGUUUCAUGUGAUAUUAAAGACUGCGGAAUACCUAAUACAAUUUCGAAUGGUACCAUCACUGCUAAUGAAACAACGUAUAGUUCUUCAGCAAUGGUUUCAUGUGACGCUGGGUUUGAUAAAUCAAACGAUGCUGUUACAUGUCAGGCAAACGGUGAAUGGGAAAGUGCUUCGUGUAUAAUUAAAGAUUGCAGGCAGCCACGAACAAUAGAUAAUGGAAACAUCCAAGUUAUCGGUAAAACUACGUAUCUUUCUAAGGCAACCGUGUCAUGUGACAUUGGAUAUGACUUGACACCUGUUUCAGCGUCCAUAAUGUGUAAGGCAGACGGUGAAUGGGAGGAUACAUCUUGCACGAUAAAAGAUUGUGGAAGUUUGAGUACAAUAGACUAUGGCAAGAUUACUCUAGAUGUUUCUGGAAACACUACAUACCUUUCAACAGCGUCAGUUACAUGUAACGUGGGAUAUGUUGAGUCAGUUGCCACCAUUUUAUGUCAGGCAAACGGUCAAUGGCAAGUCGCUUCUUGUAAAAUCAAAGAUUGUAAUACACCCAACACAAUAAACAACGGAAGCAUACAAUUAGAUGUGUCUGACUCGACAACAUAUGGUUCUACAGCAAGUGUUUCGUGUGAUACUGGAUUUGACAGAUCAAGAGCAUCCAUAUCUUGCCUUGCAAGUGGAGAAUGGCAAAAUGCAACAUGUACUAUAAGAGACUGUGGUGAUCUUUAUCAAAUACGCAAUGGUAGUAUUAAACUGGAUAUUUCUGGUAAAAGUAUUUACCUAUCGAAAGCGUCUGUGACAUGUGACCUUGGUUUUGAUCCUUCAAAUGAGUCCAUAUCCUGUCAGGCCGAUGGUACAUGGCAAAAUGCAACAUGUGUUAUCAAAGAUUGCGGUGCACCUGGACCAAUAGACAACGGGAAUAUAACUGAAGCAGUUAUAGGUGAAACAACGUUAUUUUCAAAAGCAAUAGUAUCAUGUGACACUGGAUAUAACAAAACUUCAAGUUCAGUUACAUGUCAACCAGAUGGAUUGUGGUCAGAAGUGUUUUGUAAUAUUACAGAUUGUGGGGACACAGGGUCGAUUUUAAAUGGGAGCAUAACCUUAGAUGUGCCUGGCAAAACAAUAUAUCAAUCUACAGCAUCUAUAUCAUGUGAAACUGGUUUCAACCGGUCAACAGCAACAAUUUCUUGUCAGUCAAAUGGCGACUGGCAAGAAGCUUUUUGCAUAAUCAAAGAUUGUGGUGUCCCAAAUAAAAUAAACAACGGCUCCGUUACUGAAGAUGUCGCCGGUAAAACAUUUUAUCUUUCCACUGCAAAAGUGUCAUGUGACACGGGGUUUGACUCGUCAACAGAUUCAAUAAUGUGUCAGGCAGACGGUACCUGGCAAGAAGCUUCUUGUAAAAUUAGAGACUGUGGGGAAUUAAAUACCACUAUAGAACAUGGGACAAUUACUAUCAACGAGGAUGGAAAGACAACAUUUCGUUCUACUGCAUCAGUAACUUGUGAUAUUGGUUUCUAUCCAACGAUUGAUACAAUAAAAUGUCAAUCAGAUGGCUCGUGGGAAAUUGUUAACUGUGUCAAAACAGAUUGCGGAACACCACCGUCGAUAGAAAAUGGAAGAAUUGUUCUUGAAAAGGAAGCCGGCACGGUAUUUGUAUCCAAAGCGAACGUAGAAUGUGAUAUUGGCUUUACUCCGAAACCCUCCGUAAUAUCUUGCCAAGCAGAUGGUUUAUGGGAAAAUUCAUCCUGUGAAAUUAAUGAUUGCGGGAUGCCUAGUCAAAUUGCAAAUGGAAGUAUUAAGUUGGAUUCUUCUGGAGAAACAACAUAUCGUUCUACUGCAACAAUAACUUGUGAUACUGGUUUCGAAACAUCCGAUGAUUCGAUAUCUUGCCAAGCUGACGGUUCAUGGGAAGAAGAAUCAUGCAAAAUAAAAGAUUGCGGAGCUCCCAAGCUAAUAAACAAUGGUGAAGUUAAUCUUGAUAUUCCUGAAAAAUCGACCUAUCUUUCCAAGGCCACAGUAACUUGUGACCACGGUUUUAAUACAUCAACCGACACUCUAAUAUGUCAAGCUAACGGUUUGUGGCAAGAUACCGCUUGCAUUAUAAUUGAUUGCGGGAUGCCUAGUAAAAUUGCAAAUGGAAGUAUUAAGUUGGAUUCUUCUGGAGAAACAACAUAUCGUUCUACUGCAACAAUAACUUGUGAUACUGGUUUCGAAACAUCCGAUGAUUCGAUAUCUUGCCAAGCUGACGGUUCAUGGGAAGAAGCAUCAUGUAAAAUAAAAGAAUGUGGAAUUCCUGAACAAAUACACAAUGGUAUCAUUUUAUUGGACAAUCCAGCUGAAAGUCACUAUCUUUCCAUGGCAACAGUAUCAUGUAAUACAGGAUUCAAGGUGACCUCGGCUUCAAUAACAUGCCAAGCUAAUGGUCAGUGGCAAGACGCGUCUUGUAUGAUUAAAGAUUGCGGAGCUCCCAACGUAAUAAACAAUGGUGAAGUUAAGCUUGAUAUUCCUGGAAAAUCGACUUAUCUUUCCAAUGCCACAGUAACUUGUGACCCCGGUUUCAAUACAUCGACCGACAGUGUAAUAUGUCAAGCUAACGGUUUGUGGCAAGAUACCGCUUGCAUUAUUAUUGAGUGCGGGCUACCUGAAACAUUGGCAAAUGGAACAAUAUCUUUAAAUGACCCAGGUAAAUCAUCCUACUCCUCUAAUGCAACAGUAACAUGUGACAUAGGAUUCGAUGCAUCUACAAAUGAAAUAUCAUGCGAAGCUAGUGGUAAAUGGCAAGAAGCUAUUUGCAUAAUCAAAGACUGUGGAAAUCUGCCUGAACUUGAGAAUGGCGACUUUGUGUUGAGUGAUGAAAACAAAACGACUUAUGGUUCGGGCGCGGUUGUUGAAUGUCUCACGGGUUUUGUGCCAUCUGCCGCGUCGAUAUCUUGCCAGUCGAAUGGUAAAUGGGAAGAUGCCUCGUGUACAAAGGAAGUCUUAGACUGUGGAUCUCUCCCAAAUCUCGAUAACGGAAAACUCACAUUGACAACAGCUGGCAAGACGCAAAAAGGAGCAACCGCAAGGGUGUCGUGCAACAAUGGAUAUACCAAAACAGAUGAUAUAAUUACUUGUUUAAACACUGGAAAAUGGCAAAAUACAUCUUGUGACAUAGUUGAUUGCGGUAGCCCACCUAGUAUUUUACAUGGUAUUGUUAAGGUUUUAGACGGAUCAUAUAGAACAUACGAUUCCAUUGCGCAUGUGACAUGCGAUAAAGGAUACCGAACAAAGAAACAGUUUGUGGCUUGUAAGGAGACAGGCAUUUGGGAAGAAAGUUCUUGUGAACCUGAAGAUGACGACGAGGACACUUUUAAAAUCAUUGUAAUAGCAGGUGGCGUUGUUUUGUUGAUUGCUGUUAUUUUACUUGCUUUAAUAACGUAUUUGAGCCGGACAAGGAAAAAUUCUGCAAACUUGCAUGACCAGAAAAGCCAUAGACGACAUUCUUAUGAUCAUUUUGAAAGAAAUGGACCAUACCAAACGGCCGAAAAUGAUGCUUUUGAAGAUGAUGACAUAGUAGAUAAUGAAAUUAUCAAUACCGUAGAGAAUGGUGCAGAACCUUAUUCCGAUCAGCAGCUCCCUGAAUCGGGUCACAUUAUGAUUCCGCAAGAAAUAGAUACAUUAGAAAGGACCGUUUUCAGUCAGCAUGAGCCUCACAGGUGGCAUUCAGAUAUGAGUACUCAUGCAGAAGGAUCUAGCAAUGGUUGGGAUUUUAAUUAUAGAUUCUAGAAUGACGUAAACUGAACAUUGUGAAAUUCUGAGAAUACGAGUAUCAAAGGAAAGCUUUUUUGUAUUGUGUUAUUUAAAAUUCUCUUUAAUUUAACAAGGCACUAGAUCCUUAAAGACUUUGACGUUUAUUGAUAAAUUUAUUUUAGACGUCGUAAAUGAUUAAAUUGUUUAACUCCUAUAACUACAUCGAAAGGAAAAUUCGACGACAGUGGUAUAAAGGAAGAUCGACUUCACCGCAAUACUCUUUUUUGUCUUGCCUCUAUUAUUCUCAACAAGUUCGGAUUCACAAGAUAGAGAUUAUGCUAUAUUUUUUAAUGUCCUGUUAUAGUUUUAAAAAAUACUCAUAUGUGAAAUACCAUAAACAUCUUUUCUCCUCCCUUCAUACAGUUAAUAUAAUUGUGAUUUAAUAUUUUGUCAUGUUGUCUAAAUACUACUUUCCGUUCAUUUGCUACUUUUAUGACAAAUAGUUUUUUCAUGCAGUUCUUCUUUUCCUCAGGUGAUAAAUUUCAAACAUGCUCUUAAACCAUUGUUUAAAUGUUAUAAAAUUCAUAUUUGUCCUUUCAAAAAGGGCGUCAGACAUUAAGCCUAUGGAAAACUUAUUGUACUUCCAUCACUUUAUUUUAUGGCAUGUUAUUAGCAUAGAAAUAUUUAAAUAUCUUAUUGGUAGAAUACACCAUAAUGUACGAGUAGCAUAAUUAAUAACCAUUUAACCAUUCAGUGUGCUUAAACUAUAGCAUACAAUCAUAUAUUUUUUACCUUUUAUGUAGCUAUGAAGUAUAAGACUAUGACUAUUAAAACAAAGUUUUGUUUUAUGAUCCUCCAGGUAUUUGGCUCGUUUAGCACUCGUUUACCGCUAAUUUGUUAUCUUUUAGGAACAAGUAUUUAAGCUUGCUCACGCAAUUUGAUUAAGAAGCUGAAUUGAAAACUGAUUCAUUGAUCCGAGCUGAUGUACACUACAUGUUCUUAACAAUGGAAUACGCUAAAACGAGAUAUGUGAGAAAAACAAAGCAUGCUCGUAUAUACAUUUGUUUCAAUGGUCUUAUCAAAUUAACAAUUAUUCACUGUCAUUAUAUGUUUCAGAUGGCAUUUACAGGGUAAUAAGACUUAAAGAUAUACUUUGCUCAAAUAUUAGUAAAUAUUGAUAAUUGCUUCAAUUUUCUUGUUAAUAUAAAACAACAUGUUUUGACUCCUUUUGAAGUAGAUAUAUUACUUGAAAAAAAAAUGUACACAAUGCUCGUAUGUGGUCAUCAUAUGCAUAUAUAGUGCCUUUAAAAAAAUGGUAGUUUUUGUAAGAAAGGACCAACUUUACCUGACCUGUCAUAGGGACCGCAGCUUUCCAUACAUAGUUUAUUAAUUCAUAUAUACAAAUAAGACAGACUUGGUAAGAAUUUUACAGAUUAUCUUUUUAAAGGACGAUGAUUAAAAUGUUACUCAAGGAUGAGCAUAGUAUAUCUUACGGAAGCGCCCUGGUGCCAAUUUAACAUGUUCUAUAAAAAUGAUAACUUCAAAGUAGGGGAUAAAAUGCUUAAUUAGGAGUUAAUGACCCUUAUGUAGGACUUCUGAAGUCCUUAUUUGGCUUUUGAAUUUCCUACGUAGGAGUUACAAAGUCCUACGUAGGUUUUAUAUAGUCCUUUGCAAAAGUUAUACACUCCUAAUUAGACUUUUUUUAUCUCCUACGUAGGAGUUACAAAAUCCUACGUAUGACUUUAAAGUCCUUCGUUAGAGUAAUUAAGUUUCACGUAGAGCUUAUAAAGUCCUACGUAGUAGUUUUGAAGUCAUAAUAGGUUGUUUUUUAUCUCCUAUGUAGGAGUUAUAAGUCUCUAUAGAUCAUGUUAAAUUGGCACCGGGACGCUUCCGUAAUAUCGUAAAACUGUUGUCAUAUUUGUUACAUAUAUUUCAAAUCAUAUAAAAUGUAUACAAUGUAUGUGUUCGUACUUGGUAUGUUCAUUGUGUUUAUGUGUUACAAUAAGAAGUAUUCAAAAUAUUCAAUUGUAUGUGUGUACCUCCUUUUGAAUUCAAGGUGUUUAAAAGUUACAUGUACAUAUGGGAUUUAUAAAUACAAGAGAAAAGUGGAGAAAAUGGUAUUCGUUGAUAUUGAUUAUGAUAUUAUGAAUUUGUCAUAUUAAAAAAUAAAGAAAUGUAGAAA